AUGGAGGUCGAGUGGGCCAGGGCCACUAGCAAUGAGGCCAAUGUCUUCAUGCUGUCCGGGCAAAAGAAGAAGGCUGACCCUUGUGAUGCCUACUCACAGUUGGUGGCCAAGCAGCUGCAGGUUGACGGAGAGAGCCGAGGCAGGAGGAUCGUCAACCUAAGAGAAGGCGUCCCCACGACCGAGCCCGCCCCCCAGCCGAAGCGGAUCUGCCGAGUCGGCAAGUCCGCCGUCAAGGUCCUAGACGCCCCUGAACUGAAGAACGACUACUACCUCAACCUGCUAGACUGGUCCUCUGAGGAUAUCCUGCUGAUCCUGCUCGGACACACUUCCUACAUGUACACGCCAGCAGCCAUCACCGCCCUUGACACCUGGGAGGACGGGUAUCUGUGCUCGGUGGCCUCGCUGCCUGGAUCGCCGGUUGCCGCGAUCGGGGGCAGCAACGGCCUGGUGCGAGUUUAUGAUCAGGCCCGAGGUCGUCCCAUUCGGCAGUUCGAGGGUCACGGGGCUAGGGUCAGUUCACUGGCCUUUGCUGGAAACCUUCUCUUUUCAGGAGGAAAGGACGGACUGGUCCAUGGCUACGACCUUAGGCAAGAGCACUGCAAGAUCAUGACCUUGCAAGGCCACCAGGGUGAGGUGUGCGGACUGAAAGCUGACCAGACUCAACUCGCCUCAGGCAGCAAUGAUAACAGACUGAUCAUCUGGGAUGUACGGCAACAGACCUACCGCCACGCCAUCCACGCCCAUCGGGCCGCCGUGAAGGCACUGGCUUUCUGCCCUUGGCAGCGUAACCUGCUGGUCUCCGGGGGUGGCUCCAGCGACAUGCAGAUCAAAUUCUGGAACACGGACUCAGGCGAGCUUGCGGGCCAGGCAGAGACGGACAGCCAGGUCUGCUCAUUGCUGUGGUGCCAGCAUGAGCGCAGACUGCUGAGCUCGCAUGGCUAUGUCCGAAACCACUUGUCGCUAUGGGACGUGAGCCACGCCGGCCGCGUGCUCCACCUCGCGAUGAACCCACAAGGCACAAUGGUCUGCUCGGCCUCCGCAGACUAA
Hippocampus zosterae (dwarf seahorse) is the source of this 1047-nucleotide messenger RNA. RefSeq lists its product as uncharacterized. The coding region runs from base 1 to 1047 and encodes 348 amino acids. Gene Ontology annotation, cellular component: anaphase-promoting complex. Gene Ontology annotation, biological process: positive regulation of anaphase-promoting complex-dependent catabolic process; positive regulation of ubiquitin protein ligase activity; anaphase-promoting complex-dependent catabolic process. Gene Ontology annotation, molecular function: ubiquitin ligase activator activity; protein binding; anaphase-promoting complex binding. The record is from RefSeq and is a predicted model, not a curated record. NCBI's taxonomy places the organism in Eukaryota, Metazoa, Chordata, Actinopteri, Syngnathiformes, Syngnathidae. The transcript is spliced from 3 exons.